UGUGUCGAGAUUAUUUUAAAGAUCCAGUGUCUCUAGCUUGUGGGCACCAUUUCUGCCUAGCCUGCAUCACUCAGUGCUGGGAGGAAGUGCAGACUUCCACUGUCCUGAGUGCAGAGAAACCUUCUCCUGGAGAAACUUCAAACCAAACAGACAGCUGAGGAAUAUUGUAGAAGCUUCCAGACCACUUACACUGGAGUUGGGACAAUGUGUGAAAAACACAACGAGGAUUUUAAAGUCUUCUGCCAGGAGGAUCAAACACCCAUUUGUGUGGUUUGCCACCUGUCCCGAGAUCACAGAGAACACACGGUGGUUCCCAUAGAGGAGGCUGCUGAGGAUUACAAGGACCAAAUUCGGAGCCAUUUGGAGAUUUUGAAGGAAGAGAGAGACGAGAUUCUGUCGUAUAAAUCGAGUGGGGAAAAUAAAAGCCAGGAACUGCUGAAACAACUAGAAACUGAGAAGCAGAAGAUUGUGGCUGAAUUUCAGCAACUGCGCCAGUUUCUGGAGGGACAAGAGCGACUCCGCCUGGCCCAGCUGGAAGAGCUGAAUAAGGAAAUUGAAAAGACGGGGGCUGAGUAUGUUGCCAAACUAUCUGAGGAACUCUCCUCUUUCAGUUCCCUGAUCAGUGAGAUGGAGCAGAAGUGCCAGCAGCCAGCGAGUGAAUUCCUGCAGGACAUCAAAGGUACCUUGAGCAGAUGCGAGAGGGAGAAGUUUCAGAACCCAGUGGCCUUUUCUUCUGACCUGAAAUGGAGAAUCUGGGAAUCUUCUCAAAGAAAUGCACCUCUGGAGACCAUAGUGAAGGAAUUCACAGACUCACUCUCGUCCAGACAGCGGUUGGACAAAGCGAACGUGACUCUGGAUCCAGACACGGCCCAUCCCGACCUUAUCCUGUCUGCGGAUCGGAGAAGUGUGAGCUGGGGAGUCACAGGGCAGGACCUGCCCGACAACCCUGAGAGAUUUGACACUACGUGCUGUGUGCUGGGCUGCGAGGGAUUCACCUCCGGCCGACACUACUGGGAGGUGGAGGUGGAGGUGGAGGGGAGGAGGGGACUCUGGGCUGUGGGGGUGGCCAGAGAGUCUGUGAGCAGGAAGGGAGGGAUCAGCCUUAACCCUGAGCAGGGGGUCUGGGCUGUGCAGUGCAGGGGGGAUCAGUACUGGGCUCUCACGUCCCUUGAGCAGAGCUUCCCCUUGUCCCCGAGCCGGGGACCCCGCAGGAUCCGGGUGUAUCUGGACUAUGAACAGGGGCAGGUGGCGUUUUUCGAUGCUGGUACUGGGGACCCGAUGGUCACUUUCCCGCCCGCCUCUUUCGCCGGGGAGAGAAUCCGCCCGUUCUUCCGGGUUGGACACGGAAAGUGUUCAAAUCUCCAUUCCCUGCUUUUCCGGGGCCGGGGGAGUGCUGGUGUGCGGCUCCUCUAGCCCCCACCCCCUGAUCUCUAUGACCCUGGAGGACUGGGCUGAAGGGGGGGGGGUGACGCUCUACCCGCAGCUCUAUGGCUGUGGAGGUCUGUGUGCGGCGCUCUAGGAUCGGACUCUAUGCUCCUGGGAGGCCAACUCUGUGUGCAGUGGUGGGGGGUCCCACCAAGGAAGGAGGGAGCCCCCCUGUGGGAAGGACCCUGCCAAGGGCCAGAAGAGACCCCUCAACUGGGGGAGGGGCUGGCUGAAGGGGCUGGGGGGAGCA
Mauremys mutica (yellowpond turtle) is the source of this 1675-nucleotide messenger RNA. RefSeq names its product E3 ubiquitin-protein ligase TRIM7-like. Lineage: Eukaryota; Metazoa; Chordata; Testudines; Geoemydidae. Bases 205 to 1413 code for a protein of 402 amino acids. The transcript is spliced from 7 exons. Gene Ontology annotation, molecular function: zinc ion binding; protein binding. The record is from RefSeq and is a predicted model, not a curated record.